Strongyloides ratti is the source of this 1707-nucleotide messenger RNA. RefSeq names its product Sec1-like protein family and Sec1-like, domain 2-containing protein. Lineage: Eukaryota; Metazoa; Nematoda; Chromadorea; Rhabditida; Strongyloididae. The record is from RefSeq and is a predicted model, not a curated record. The transcript has 2 exons. Gene Ontology annotation, biological process: intracellular protein transport; vesicle-mediated transport. Gene Ontology annotation, cellular component: Golgi membrane. Bases 1 to 1707 code for a protein of 568 amino acids.
AUGAAUGUUUUAACAACAUCACAAUUGUAUAUAAAUGAAAUGAUAAAAUUAGCAGGUCCAGGAAUGAAAAUUUUAUUAAUGGAUAAAGAAACAACAUCAAUAGUAUCAUGUUCAUUUCCUCAAUCUGAAUUGAUGCAAAAAGAAGUAUAUUUAUUUGAAAGAAUUGAUUCAUUAAAUAUAAGAGAUUCAAUAAAAUAUAUAAAAGCUAUUGUUUUUUUAAGGCCAACUUUUAAAAAUGUACAAUUAUUAAUUGAGGAAUUACAAAAUCCAAGAUAUUCAUUAUAUUAUAUUUAUUUUUCAAAUAUUAUACCAAAAACAGAAAUAAAAAAAUUAGCAAGUAAUGAUAACUGCGAGGUUGUAAGAGAUUUACAUGAAUUUUUUUUGGAUUCUAUUCCACUUUCAACAAAUCUCUUAACUUUAGGUCUACCAAAUUGUUAUACAAUAAAAAAUGGUGUAUUUAAAAUAAAUGAAGAAUGUUUGGAAAGGAUGGUUGAAAUGUUAGCAGCUUGUUCUUUAAGUUUCAAGAGAAAACCAAUUGUCAGAUAUCAAAGGAAUUCUAAGAAUUGUGCUAGGUUGGCAGAAGGAAUAGAUAAAUUGCGUUCUAGAGAAGAAGAUUUAUUUGAAAAUUGCAAUGAUGACGUUUUAAUUUUAAUUUUAGAAAGAAGUGAGGAUCCUAUUACUCCAUUAUUAAAUCAAUGGACAUAUGAAGCAAUGGUUCAUGAAUUAUUUGGAAUUAACAAUAAUAAAGUUGUAUUGAAUUUAAAGAGUAAAGAUGACAAAGGAAAUAUUGUUGAUGAAGAAAAAAAAUUUGUUCUUAAUUGUUUACAAGAUGAUUUUUAUGCUACAAACAUGUAUUUAAAUUUUGGAGAAAUAGGUCAAAAUAUUAAACAAUUAAUGACUGAGCAUCAAGAGAAAGCUAAAACUCAUCAAAAACUUGAUUCUAUACAAGAUAUGAAGAAAUUCAUUGAAAAUUAUCCUCAAUUUAGAAAAAUUUCUGGAACUCUUUCUAAGCAUGUGCAAAUUGUUAGUGAAUUAGCUGCAAUUGUAGCAAGAGAAAAACUUAUGGAGAUUUCUGAAUUAGAGCAGACAAUGUUUGCUGAUGGUGACCACAAUACAUGUUUAGCAAAUGUUAGAAAACUUUUACAAGAUUUUAAUAUUAGUGAUUUAAAUGCCGUAAGACUGGUAAUGAUUUAUGGCUUACGAUUUGAAGGACAUGCGAAUAAUUCUUUACCUUCACUUUUAUCAAUGUUACGCCAAAGAAAUGUGGAUAAUAAAUACUUUACCGCAAUUGAAAAUCUUUUUACAUUCGCUGGUUCAAAUGUUCGACAAGGUGAUUUAUUUAAAAAGAAUCCUUCUGCUUCAGAAAUAGCUAAGAGAUUUAUUAAAGGAUUUAAAGGAAUUGAAAAUAUCUUUACAGAACAUGAUCCUUAUAUUCUACGUAUUCUUGAAGAUAUUGUACGUGGAAGGUUAACGGAACAAUCAUUUCCCUAUAUUUGGAAUGAUGGAUAUUUUGGUGUUAAUGGUAAACGUAUUGAAGGAAUCAUAGUUUAUAUUAUUGGUGGAGCAACUUAUGAAGAAAGUGCUGCAAUAAAUUUAUUUAACUUGAAAAAGCUUCAAAAUCCAUCUUAUCCUAAAGUUGUUUUAGCAAGCAAUUAUGUACAUAAUACAAAAAGUUUUAUUGAUAUGCUUAGUAGUAACCAAAAAUGA